UAUUUGUCAUCAAGAUAAGAGAAGGAGAUCAGUGGCAGAGAGAGAUAGAAGUGGGAAAGCAGCCAUGGCUACAUGCAACAUGGCAUCAGCAGCUGGUUUUGUGCCUGUUUUUCAUUCAAACACAGCUGCAUCAUCUUCAAAACCAGCUUCUGUCUCCUUCUUGACCUUCAAUAAUCGUGGUUUGAGACGACAGUUGGUCGUACGGGCAUCGGAAGAACCCGCCGCACCCCCUGAGGCAGCAACCACCACCACCACCACUGAUGCACCACCGGAAGACGGUGCUGCCAAGGAUGCUGUCAAGGCUGCUAAGCCACCACCAAUCGGUCCCAAGAGGGGUACCAAGGUGAGGAUUCUACGAAAGGAGUCGUAUUGGUAUAAAGGCGUUGGCUCAGUCGUAACCGUUGAUCAGGAUCCGAAGACACGUUACCCUGUCGUGGUUCGAUUCAACAAAGUCAACUACGCAAAUGUAUCGACAAAUAACUAUGCACUAGAUGAGAUCGAAGAAGUUGCAUGAGAAUUACAUACAAUCGAUGUCGUUAUGCCAAUGUGUAUAGUACUUGAUUUGCAACAUAUUUUCUUCCCUAAACACGAUUAUGUAAAUCAAUUUUAUUGGAAGAAAAGUAUGAAUGUGCAUACUCCCUACUAGGGGUGCUCA
This is a messenger RNA of Cynara cardunculus var. scolymus (artichoke), 655 nucleotides long. RefSeq names its product photosystem I reaction center subunit IV, chloroplastic-like. The transcript has 3 exons. The record is from RefSeq and is a predicted model, not a curated record. Gene Ontology annotation, cellular component: photosystem I; photosystem I reaction center. Lineage: Eukaryota; Viridiplantae; Streptophyta; Magnoliopsida; Asterales; Asteraceae. Bases 65 to 514 code for a protein of 149 amino acids. Gene Ontology annotation, biological process: photosynthesis.